Messenger RNA from Corapipo altera (White-ruffed manakin), 2167 nucleotides. RefSeq names its product mitogen-activated protein kinase 15 (gene MAPK15). The transcript is spliced from 13 exons. The record is from RefSeq and is a predicted model, not a curated record. Gene Ontology annotation, cellular component: nucleus; cytoplasm. Gene Ontology annotation, molecular function: MAP kinase activity; ATP binding. Gene Ontology annotation, biological process: protein phosphorylation; intracellular signal transduction. The coding region runs from base 40 to 1719 and encodes 559 amino acids. Lineage: Eukaryota; Metazoa; Chordata; Aves; Passeriformes; Pipridae.
CGUUUCCAUGGCAGCGGGAGCCAACAGGGAGGCGCCGCCAUGAGCCCGCCCGAAGUGGAGCCGCUCGUGUGCCAGAAGUACGAGAUCAAGAGGCGCCUGGGCAAGGGGGCCUACGGCAUCGUCUGGAAAGCAAUCGACCGCAGGACAGGAGAAAUAGUUGCUGUUAAAAAGAUUUUUGAUGCUUUCAGGAACAGGACGGAUGCUCAGAGAACAUUUCGAGAGAUUAUGUUCCUGCAGGAAUUUGGAGAACAUCCAAAUAUCAUCAAGCUGCUCGAUGUUAUCCAAGCUGAGAAUGACAAGGAUAUCUACCUCAUCUUCGAGUCCAUGGAGACAGAUUUACAUGCUGUUAUUAAGAAGGGGAAUUUGCUGAAAGACAUCCACAAGUGUUACAUUCUCUACCAGCUCCUGAAGGCAACUAAAUUCAUCCACUCGGGGAAUGUCAUUCACAGGGAUCAGAAGCCUUCCAAUAUCCUGCUGGAUGCAGAGUGCUGUGUGAAGCUGUGUGACUUCGGGCUGGCCCGUUCCCUGUGCCAGCAGGGCGAGGACCAGCCCAGCCCCGCGCUGACCGAGUACGUGGCCACGCGCUGGUACCGCGCCCCCGAGAUCUUACUGGCCUCUCGCAGUUACACUAAAGGUGUAGACAUGUGGAGCAUUGGCUGCGUUCUGGGAGAGAUGCUGCUUGGGAAACCUCUUUUCCCUGGAACAUCAACAAUGAAUCAAAUAGAGCAGAUCCUAAGGGUCAUCCCUGCUCCGUCCCCAGAAGAUAUUUUGGCUCUGCAAUCAGAGUACAAGGCCUCAGUUAUUAACCACAUGAGUUCCCGGCAGCGAGUAACAUUUGAGGAGAUUUUCCCAUCCUCUACUCCACUACCUGCCUUGGAUUUGCUGAAGAAACUUCUGGUAUUUAACCCUGACAAACGGCUCACAGCAGAGGAGGCUCUGCAGCAUCCUUAUGUGAAGAGAUUCCACUGUCCUUCCAGGGAGCCCUCUUUGGAUUAUAAUGUGGUCCUUCCUUUGGGUGAUGAUGUCCAGCUGUCUGUGGCAGAAUAUCGAAAUAAAUUAUAUGAGUUGAUCCUUGAAAAAAAAUCAAGGAGCCUUCUAAAGGAGCGAGGGCGGAGAGAAAACAUUCAGCUGAGCCAGUCUGAAUCCAGCCCACUUCUCCCAAAUUUCAGCUCAGUGACUGUACCCACCAGAAAAGUCCAGCAAGAACCAGCACCUCCUCUCCUAAACCCUUCACAUGUGCAUGCAGGAGCCACAGCUGGAGUCCAGCCAACAGGAUCCAGCCAGAGCAAGGAUUUGGCCAGAACUGUGUGUCAGAGAUCACAGAUCAGUGUGAUGAUGUACAACCCCAUCACACACACCACUGUGCAGAGAAAUGCAAAUCUUGGUGCUGGGAUCAGGAACUUUUCUGCACCACCUCAACAGCCCAGAAUCUCCAACAAUGGGAAACUAGGGAGACAAAUCUCAUGGACAAACACUGGGCUCCCUCCUACAAGUGUGCAGAACCUUUAUAAUAAUCCCAGAAACUCUCAGUGUCACAGCAAAGAUGUUCGUCCCCUUCUGAAGCCCAGUAAAAAGAUGUUCCAGAUCACUGCAAAUGUGGGAGCUGCGGGUGAUCCAAGAGCAUCGAUGGGCAGCUACUCCCAGGCCUAUGGAACCAUCAGUAAAUCUGCGCUGCAGAGUCUUCCGAUAACAAAGGCCUCCCAAAACCCCGAGCAGUGAAUGUGGAGAUGUUCCAGCCAGGUGAAGUACAGCUCAUCUCUCAGCCCCUGACUGAGCAGGGACAACAAGGGAGAGCAAAAUAUGAGGAAAUGCUUUAGUCACAGCAUGGGACAAUAUCCUCCUUUCCUCUGGACAAGCCAACAGGAAAGGGAAUCCAACCCAUCUGCCUUCCAGUCUCACCAGACAAGGGCACGACAUGUUUGCUCCCACACUUGUGAGAACAGUGAACAUGUCAGUUCAUGCUUCUUGUUUGAAUUGUCACAAAAAAAUUACAGAAAACUGCAAUAUUCUAAUACUUGAGUGGUUUUAGACAUAUUCAGGGCCCAGGGGAACCUCCUGAAUUUCAGCAAGGCCAGGUGCGAGGCCAAGCAAAUGCUCUGAGGGCUGGAGCCCCUCUGCUCUGAAGCCAGGCUGGGUGAGCUGGGGGUGUUCAGCCUGGAGAAGAGAA